AUGGAGGACGGCUACGAUCAUCACGAGGCUCCGCCCGCUGCCUACGACGAAUCACACAAUCCUUCCGUAAAGCAAGACCGAGACGAGCUUGACCACUCGCAGCACGGCUACCAACCUCACGCCUCGUAUGCCUCCUCGUCUAUCAACUUCAGCACUCCCGUCCGCAACUCUCACGCCGAGGCUCAAGCGGCACUCGAAGCGGUGGCCGCUGCUGCCAGUGCAGGCAAGAUCCAGAUGUCUCCACCUCACUCGUCUUCUGCCUCUGGCUCGGGUGGCUACAUGACCACCCCCGUCAGUGCCGCCGCUGCCGCUGCCGCUGCUGCUGCAGCUGCUGCAGCCGUGUCAGCGCAGGAGCAGGAUCCCGCGUCCCCCGGCGCAUCGGCCUCUCCCUUUGGUACUCACCUCGGCAGGAACAAGGCCUGUCAAAGCUGUCGAGCUCGCAAGCUCAAGUGUGACGGUCAGAAGCCCGUCUGCGGUCAAUGUGCUAAGGGCUGGCAGAUCAAGUUCCGCAUGGCUCAGAACAAGGCCAAGAACAAGAAGAAGGCGCAGGAUCCUGCCGUCCGAGCCGAACUCGAAAGCUUGCCUGAGACCAUGCCGCCAUGUGUCUACCUGCCCAUCACCCAGCGAACGCCCAGCCGCUCUGCCCGUGCCUCCAUCUCGGGUCAAGACCCGGACAGCUCGUUCGCACCCGAUACCCCAUCUGGGUCGGCAUUGCCUCCUAUGGAUGCUUCACCCAUGCCAUCCGCCGCAGUCAAAAAGCGGAAGCGCGCCGAUGACCCUGCCGACGAACAGGUGCUGCAUCUGCAGCAGGAAGUCCAACAGCUCAAGCAGCGUCUCGCCCAAUUUACUGGCGUCUUUAACGGCACGCAUCAGGCACUUGAUCCCAACCAGGGCGGUGAUGCCGCUGGACGUCAUCCGUCCAAGGACGAGCUCGCCAUCGCCCACAUGCUUGCCACAAGCAUGCCCACGGGCGAAGGCGGCUCCAACGGUAUGCCCCUGUCUGGCACCUUCGACUACCAGCAGGCCGUAGCUGCUGUCGCCGCCAACGGUGGUCUCGGCGGUGGUAACGCCGCCCACUUUGACGUCCUCGACCCCGCGCUCAGCGGUGCCGCUUAUCCUCACCCUAACGCAGCCGAGAUUCGCACCGACCCACGCAGCGCAGCGUACAAACAGGCCAAAGUGACCGCUGUUCAGGACGACAUGGACGAAGACGUCUUUGGCAACCCUCUCCUCGAACUCAUGGUCACCAGCUGGCCUGCCGAGUUCCCGCCGCCUAACCUCGUCAACCAAUUGGUGUCUACCUACUUUGAAAAGGCUGCUGUGCAGUCGCUGUUCCUCCAUCCCUCUCGCUUCAUGGAGAAGCUGUCCCAUGGCCCCGGACACCCUCGAUACCCAAGUCUCGGUCUGCUACACGGCAUCUUUGCCCUGGCUUAUCCUCGCCUCCGCAGCUCCGAUUUGCAGGCGGACGUUGUCGGUCAGAACGUCUUCCACGGCGCUGCUACUGGUGAAAAGCUCGCCAGUCUCAAGGCCGCCGCCGCCUUCCACGCCAAGAAGGCCAAGGAGCUCGGCAAGCAGGCGACCAAGCAGCAUCGUUUCGAAGAGGCAGCUCAGAUCGAGGUUCUGCUGUGUGCCUACUAUUACAUUCACGAUCGAUCCAUCGAGGCCUGGUUCUCGUCUGGCCAUGCAUGCUCGCUGCUCAAGGGCAUGGAGCUCAACCGCUUGCCCUCCAUCAAGACCUUUGCGUCUUCUCAAGACAUCCGCAAUCCUCCUGCUGCAGCGAGAAAGCAGCCCAAGCCGGCCGUCUAUCGUGCCGUGCUCAAGGCGCCUGCUGCUAGCCCGCUGGAGCACGAGGAACGCGUUCGUCUCUUUUGGAACUGCUUCUACAGCGACCGUGCUGCCUGCUCCUCGACGCACUGGGCGCAGAGCAUCGAUGACUUGGACAUCAAGACUGAGCUGCCUGGUGCCUUUGACGACUUUAUCAACAGCACCUCGGACCUCAUCUAUCGACCAAGGCAGACGCUCGAGUCUCCGGACCUGUUCACCGAUGGUCACUACGAUCCUGCCAUCCUCCACAUCAAGGCGGCGGUGCUCCACUCCAAGUGUGUCAGCCAUAUGUCGAGGCUCCCCAUCGAUGCCUCCGUGCACGACGUGCUGACGCCUGACUUUUACAAGCUCGACGGCUGGGUUACUGCAUUGAUCCAGAGCUUCCCUCGCGAGUGGCGAGAUCUCGCCGCGUUCGAUCCCACCCUGCGUCCCUCUUCGGGCUUCGACGAGCCGCCUUUCCUCAACGACGGUGUCAACUACCGCCCGCAGAAGCAGAUCAGUCUCAUGACCAACCAGCUGGUUCUCGCGCACGCGCUCAUGUACGGCAGCUGCAUCUCGCUGCACGAGCCUGUGGCGCACCGCAUGCCCGAUUCGGCGCGCAAAGCGGCCCAGGCGGCGCAGAGCAUCAUCAAGAUCCUCAAAGUCUUCAUUGCCGCUCGCGUCGACCUGCUCCAAGUCGGGUCGUUGAUGACGCUCAUGAUCGUACUUGCAGCGCGUUCCGUUACGCGGCAGUACAAGAAGAACCGUCGGGAGGCGGUGCAGGCGUAUCUGCGAAUGCGACGGUCGCAUCCGGACGUGGCGGCGCGAGCAUCCGAGGCUGGCUACUCGAGCGGUAUCAGUGCGGCCUCCCCCGCGAGCUCCGGCGCUAAAAGCCACGGUGCAACGUACAACGCAACGGGAACCAUGGGCCUCGACACCUCGGCCUCGGACGUCAUCGACGAAGACGAAGCCGCCGCUUCGGCAGAGAUCUCCACCGUCGGUUUCUCGGACAGCCUCGAAGACGAAUUGGAAUUUGCGCUCGACACGGACGCUGCGCUGCGCGCGCAGAUCGACCCGGAAGGCUCCCUCGCCAGUCUGAGGGACGAUUUGGAGCUCAUCUUCUGGAGCCUGAUCAAGUAUGGUGAGACCUACCCGCUCGGCGUUGGCCAAGCGAAGGUGGUCGCCCAGCUGCUAGGUAAGGACUAUUCAAGCGAGCUCGAGCAGGCAGGACUGUUCAGGAGGAGUGCGGAACCGAGUGUGUUGGGCAGUGCGAGCGAUGCAGGCAGUUGGACGGAUCACAAUAGCCCGGCCAACUUUGCCCCGGGUGUCGGCGUCGGGCAGCACGCUAGCCCGCCGCAGGGGAUGAGACCCAUGCGCGCUCCCCAAGGGCCACAGUACGGUCCUCCCGGAGCAGGCGGCGCACCAGGCGUGUAUGGCAGACCGCCACCCAAUGCGGGUGCGGCUAGCGCAGCCAGCUUCUUCCACGCUACAGAAGGUGGUUAUCGAUUGGGCAACUUUUAA
Messenger RNA from Kalmanozyma brasiliensis GHG001, 3324 nucleotides. RefSeq lists its product as uncharacterized. Gene Ontology annotation, cellular component: nucleus. The transcript has a single exon. Gene Ontology annotation, biological process: regulation of DNA-templated transcription; DNA-templated transcription. The record is from RefSeq and is a predicted model, not a curated record. Gene Ontology annotation, molecular function: DNA-binding transcription factor activity, RNA polymerase II-specific; DNA binding; zinc ion binding. Bases 1 to 3324 code for a protein of 1107 amino acids. NCBI's taxonomy places the organism in Eukaryota, Fungi, Basidiomycota, Ustilaginomycetes, Ustilaginales.